This is a messenger RNA of Diachasma alloeum, 2954 nucleotides long. Its product is annotated as membralin. The coding region runs from base 710 to 2929 and encodes 739 amino acids. Gene Ontology annotation, cellular component: endoplasmic reticulum. NCBI's taxonomy places the organism in Eukaryota, Metazoa, Arthropoda, Insecta, Hymenoptera, Braconidae. Gene Ontology annotation, biological process: response to endoplasmic reticulum stress; positive regulation of ERAD pathway. The record is from RefSeq and is a predicted model, not a curated record. The transcript has 13 exons.
AGACUUUUCCAUCGAGUUUCGCAGUGAGGGUUUCUUACCCUCCUUUCCAGAAAUAAUAAAUAAAUGAAUAAAUAAACAUUCCAUACCGUAACCGUAACUGAACAGUGAAAGUUCCACAUACCCCAGUGACUGCAGUGAACUUGUGAAUUGUUCUAUAUAAUGAAUCCACGAGUGAAAACAAUAAAAGGUGUGUUAUGUUUAUUAUUGAAGUACUGCAACUGACAGGACCCUUCGGUAUAGGAAAACACGUCUUCAGCGACGACAGAAGAAUAUAGAAAGAGAGAGGACGAGAGUCGAUAGACGAAUGCAGAACAUUAAGCCUUAAAUAUUUGUUCUCCAGCAUAUUCUUGAGAGACAGAAAAAAACAGUUUUCAAUUGACGUGUUGUUCUUUCCUAUUAUUAUUACGUAAUUAUUGCUUCAUUCUAGUGUCUCAAGUACUUCUGGAGGGGCUCCUCAAUUAGGUUUCGAUUAUUUUUCUGUCGAUGGCGAAAAUUUAGGUGAUUACCCCGAGGGGGAGAGGUGUUAAUUAACUCGGGAGCUGGUGACAGCAGCCAUUUUGAGAAAUGUCCAACCAUGUACUGAAUGGAAUACUGAAAAGUAACUUCUGGAUCUCAACCACUGAAUAUCAUUGCUGAAUAAUAAACCUAAUUAAACUAGAAUAAUUUAAUCGCCAGAGGAAAAUAAGGCGAAAAUUCAGUUUAAAAAAUCAUGUCGCAAGUGGAUGUUCCCCUCGUUCUACCAUCUAUCAAUAAUAAUAAUAAUAAUAACAAUAUCAACAACAAUAAUAAUAAUAAUAAUAAUAUAAAUAAUAAUAACAUAAAUAAUAACAAUAAUAAUAUUAAUAAUAAUAAUAAUAAUAAUAAUAAUAAUCAGAAUGGUGGAGCGGAUAAUAAUCAUAGUCUGGCAGGAGCCAUUGCGCCAGGACUAAUAAACCGUGCGCGUAAUAACAAUAAUCAAAAUGCACUUUAUCACAUGAGGGAUAGAUUGUUCCAUGCGCUCUUCAUCAAAGCAGCGUUGGCCUAUGCUAGGACAUUUCCAAAGCCUGUGAGGAGGUUUAUAGAAUUCAUAGUUUUGUUAAAGGCAAUAAUGGCAUUUUUUGUCAUGGCGUACAUACACAUAGUAUUCUCCCGUGCGCCAGCGAAUUGUUUGGAGCAUGUGAGGGACGAGUGGCCGAGAGAUGGAAUCUUAAGAGUAGAAAUACUGAGGAAUGCCGGUGAGGAUUAUAGUAUAGAAAAAAGUUACGCGAAAGAGGAAAAAUUGCGUCAAGAAAAAGGCGAUGAUUUGAGCAGUGUACUCGGUAUAUUAGCUAGAGAUGGAUUCAUUAAUAUUGAGCCAUCAGCUGUUGACGAGGAACGCGUGAUUGCGGAAAAUGACAGUGGUCGACAGAAUUUUUCGUUUGGGGGUGAAACCGUUCAAGAAGCUACUCUCUCGGAAACCAUACCAAGUCCGAAUCUUGAAAUGACUAAUGCGAGUAUAAACCGACCGCUGUCGACGAAUUUGUGGGAGGGGCUGGUCACAGAAACUUCUGACGCAUCUGAUGCUGCCAUGUCGCAAAAUCCGAAUGCUACGGAGAAAAAUUCCAGUGCAGACAUGGAUAACGAGGAGAGUGUCGCCCAGACUCUUAAAUCCGAAGUGCCAGAGGUUGAGAAGCUGUUAACAGCAGUUUUUCCGGAGGACGAGUACAUUGUUGAGUACUCCCUUGAGUAUGGUUUCCUUCGGUUAUCCCCUGCCGUCCGUCAGAGACUCAACAUACCUGUGAAAAUAGUUACAUUGGAUCCACUGAAUGACAAAUGCUUCGGGGAUGCAUUCUCCAGAUUGAUUCUUGAUGAACUACUUGGCUACGAUGAUCUUCUCAUGGCGAGCAUCAAAACUUUAGCCGAACAUGAAGAUAAUAAAGGUUUUUUACGAAAUGUUGUCACCGGUGAACACUAUCGUUUCGUCAGCAUGUGGAUGGCUAGAACCUCCUACGUGGCUGCAUUCUUCAUCAUGCUCGUAUUUACGGUGUCAAUCUCAAUGCUCCUUCGCUACUCUCACCAUCAGAUCUUCGUAUUCAUCGUUGACUUAUUCCAGAUGUUGGAAUUUAAUGUGACAGCCUCCUUUCCAGCGGCUUCACUACUGGUAGUUAUACUAGCACUUGUCGGGAUGGAAACUAUAAUGUCGGAAUUCUUCAAUGAUACCACAACCGCUUUCUAUAUCAUUUUGAUUGUUUGGAUUGCGGAUCAGUAUGAUGUUAUUUGCUGUCAUACCCCGAUUACGAAGAGGCACUGGCUGAGAUUUUUCUAUCUCUACCACUUUUCGUUCUACGCGUACCAUUACCGAUUCAACGGCCAAUACAGCAGUCUCGCCCUUGUUACGUCGUGGUUGUUCAUACAGCACUCGAUGCUGUAUUUUUUCCAUCAUUACGAACUGCCGGUGAUUCUACAGCAAGCACAACUUCAACAAAUACUGCUGCGCAAUCAUACGCCGGCUCCAGCACAGCCGCCAACCCCCAGUACCGCUCCGACCACACCUGGGCCCACGCCAACGUCUACACCAUCAGGAAGCCCAUCGACUCCUACCAAUGAACAGACUCAACAGAACUACAUCAGUGAACUUUCACAACUGGAUCUUGACUCUGAUAAUCCAGAGGCCUCGGUGCAGCCCACCAAUACACCUUCAACGAGUAGUAAUGUCCCAACGAUAUCGGAAGAGUUGGAAAAUCAAGCUACCGACCCGCUGCAGGAUGAAUCCUCAUCUUCAAACGUGGAUGUAGAAGCAAUAACUUCCCACGAGCCCGAGCAACAAGAACUUACUAGGGAAAGAGAGGACACCAAAUCCGGUGGUUCCAGCUCUAACGAACCGUCAACGUCAGAGGAGUACGAAGUAAUCGAGUCAUCCAGUGAAACAUCGAAAAAUGUUUCUUCACCAUCAGCAAUUAUAAAUGAUUGAAACGAAUUACAUUUUAAAAAAUUGA